CUGCUGUAUCUUUUAUCAUUCACAGGGAAUUAUUAUCAACAGGGAGAGAUCCGUAAAGAGGAGCUUGUACAGAGCUGUAAGGUUCUAGGGAUCCCUCCUUCCAAUGUGACCGUCCUGGACCACAGGAAACUUCCAGACCAUCCGUCCACUGACUGGGACGUACCUCUGCUUGCGGAGCUGAUCCUCUCACAUAUCAAAACCUACCAGAUCAACCUGGUUGUGACGUUCGAUGCCAGGGGAGUGAGCGGGCACCCGAACCACCGGUCUGUCUACGCCGCCGUCAGGUCCUUGCACUCGGAGAGGAAGGUUCUGGAAGGUUGUCAGUUCCUUAUCCUUGAGACCGUGAACGUUUUCCGGAAAUACAUUUCCAUCUUGGAUGCCCCCCUCAGCUGCUACAAAGACCAGGAUGUUGUCUUUAUAUUGACGGAAAAAGAAACAGAAUUGGCCAAGAGGGCGAUGUGGUGCCACCACAGCCAGCUCCUCUGGUUCCGCCGCCUGUAUGUGACGUUCUCACGCUACAUGGUGAUCAACUCACUGCUUUUCCUCUAAUGGGGAAGAGAUUUCAGAUUAACUGGGGACGCAGAGAGAAAGAGAGGAAGACUCGGCUCCCCAGGUCCCUGCUGAGUGGAAAAAUGGCACAGGACCUGCUCCAGACUGAAUGACCUUCCUGAAUGGGAAGCUGCGCUCAGUGAUUCUUCCAUGUGGCGUCACAAAUGUCUACUUCCAGCUGCCACUUACGUUCUUGUUGUGACGACGGAAGCGCAAGGAACCACUGGGGAAUGUACCUCAGUUCCUUCAACUUGAGCAGGACGUGCGUUACGGUGCAGUGUGUAUUGUGCAGAAGGACGGGGGGCGAUCCUCCCCCUUCGGAUGUAUCAAAAUACAGGACAAAUGCUUUAAAAAU
Molecule: messenger RNA, 904 nt
Organism: Python bivittatus (Burmese python)
Lineage: Eukaryota; Metazoa; Chordata; Lepidosauria; Squamata; Pythonidae
Source: RefSeq, a predicted model, not a curated record